ACCGACUUAACGUUGUGAGUCUUCUUCCUACACCAUUAUCUUCAGUUGACGAAUACAAAGCAUCUUUUGAGUUCCAUUAAACCGAAACGCUAGCGAUAUUCACAGACGCGUAUCGGGUACCAGAACGACACGUCGCUACCGAAAUGGCUGAAAUUAGAAUUGAGAGAGCCUCUGAUAAGCUGAAAGAGCACAAACCAAACCCCAACCGCCGAGAAAACAUUGGCGGGCUUCUGGGUCACAUCGCCAAAUUUGCUAUUGACUCCACCAUCAACUUCUCUCUCAAAGCCCUCCCUGGUAGGAAGCAGGUGUAUCAGAUUGUGCAGGAGGGAUUAAAGGAUCAACCCCCUUCAGUUUUGCCUAAUGACAACAAGAAACCAGAAGAUCUUAAGUUGGCAAUGGAGGACAUGCAUGCAAAAAUGGAGAAUAUGCAGGAAGACACGAACAUUGUAAAGCAACAACAUAACAUAUCAGCAGAACAUGUCAUGGGAUCAGCGGAUCCAAAGAAGAUGCCAGACGGAAGAGGCAUUCAGGGGUCGGAUCUUCUGCAGAACAAUAAGAAGAAGAUCUUCAUUCGAUCGCGUCUAUAAAUUAGAAAAUGAGGCUGGUGUAGAUGACCAUAACAGCAAGUCAAAAAAUAAACGACUGUAAUCCCAGUAAAAAGAAAAACCAAAUGUAAUGGCAUAUAGUAUUGGGGGUAUAAAUAAUGUGUAAUGUGUCAAAAUUUACUAUUUCAUAUAGAGUUGAUAUUUGAUAUGUAUUAUAU
Prunus mume (Japanese apricot) is the source of this 763-nucleotide messenger RNA. RefSeq lists its product as uncharacterized. Lineage: Eukaryota; Viridiplantae; Streptophyta; Magnoliopsida; Rosales; Rosaceae. The record is from RefSeq and is a predicted model, not a curated record.